AUGACCUCGACAUCGUGCGCCGCGCCCAACGCCGCGCUCCGCGCCGCCGUCGCCGCGCGUCGCGUCGCCUCCCCCGCGCCGCGCGCUUCCGCCGCGCCGUCGCGCCUCCCCCGCGGCCGCCGCGCCGCCGCCGCCGCGCUUCGACACGUCAUCGACGUCGCCUCCUCCUCCUCGGACGACGCGUCCGCGGACGACAACGCGGCGACGUCCUCGACGUCCUCCUCCUCGCUCCCGCCCACGGCGACGAUCGCCGCGCAGGGCGUCGAGGGCUACGUCUCCGUCCUCGAGCGCGCGUACGCGGACGAGGCGUUAGGGAACGAGGUCCGAGACCGCAUGCAGACGGAUCGACUCUUUUCCAUCGGGAUAAAGCAGUGCAUGAACGACGCGACGCACGCGGACCGCCUCCGCGCCGCGAUCGACGCGUCGCCGUACAUGAAAGCCGCCGCGGAGGAGGAACAGCGAAGACGCGCGGAGGUGGACGCGGUGCAGUCGAUCGCGAACGACGAGGGCGUCCAAGCGCGGCUCGCCGACAUGGCGCAGAAUAAUCCCGAGUUGCUUCGACAGACGCAGGCGCGUUCUAUCUCACACUGGUCCCCAUACGACCGCGAAAACGCCGAGGCGACGCUCAAGAAGGUGGCGGGCGAGCUCGUGGACGGCGUGAAGGCGUACAGGGAAGAGUUUGAACCGAACGCGGACGAUCUCAUCGCGAAGUUCACGGAGAUAUCCAACGAGGGGUACGCCGCGUUCGUGAAGCACUCGAUGAGCGACGUGAACGUGAAGAACGCCGUCAUAAACGCGCUCUACGACGAGAUGGAAGACGCGCAGAAAAACGCGGCGACGGCGAAAGCGGGGGGCGGGGGCGGGGAGGAGUGA
Messenger RNA from Micromonas pusilla CCMP1545, 873 nucleotides. RefSeq lists its product as uncharacterized. The coding region runs from base 1 to 873 and encodes 290 amino acids. NCBI's taxonomy places the organism in Eukaryota, Viridiplantae, Chlorophyta, Mamiellophyceae, Mamiellales, Mamiellaceae. The transcript is spliced from 2 exons. The record is from RefSeq and is a predicted model, not a curated record.